UUCUGGUUCUGCUCACUUCACUUCACAUCAGUUCAUGUAGCCCUGGGACAGGAUGGCCUGGAGCCUGCUGGUCCUUCUGCCCUGUCUCUUGGUCUCUGUACAUGGGAACUCAGCUCCAAGAUUCACCGAUAACAUGACUGUAGUUCAUCUGCCUGAGGACAUGACUAAGGGGACUGUAGCUUUCUGGAUUACAGCCACAGACCAAGAUAAUGAUACUCUGGUCUACCGGAUGAGUGGUCGUUAUGCGUAUUUCUUUGAAGUCGACAAGUCCACAGGGGAGACUAUUCUGAGCAGUCCUUUGGACUAUGAGACACUGUUCCAUUUUGAUGUCACCAUCUCUGUGUGGGAUAAUGUAAAUCCAGAGGUGCAGAAGCAGUUGCAAAUUAUUGUGACUGACUGUAAUGACAAUGAACCAGUCUUCCUGAACACACCCUAUUCUACUAGUAUCAAUGAGACCCUACCUGUGGGCUCCCAGGUUUACACAGUGAGAGCAGAAGACCGGGACACGGGGUUAGGUGGCGUAGUGAACUACACCAUUCUUGAGGUCAUCCCCUACACUCUGGAAAACCAGAAGCUCUUCUCCAUCCUGCCCAAUGGAACCAUCAUCCUUGAAGGUCCUCUCAGCUACAACAACAAAAGCAUAUUCUACCAACUGAAACUGCAGUCCUGUGACCAAGACCCGGUUAAACCAUUGUGUUCCCAAUCAGCCUUCCUGACAAUCACAGUGAUGGACCUUCCAGAUCUGGACCCACAGUUUCUCCAGGAGCCUUACAUAGCUUCAGUAGGAGAGGAUGCAGCCGUGGGCACCUCAGUGUUGACCUUGAAGACUAUGGAUGGAGACAAAGGCAUCAACGAUCUGGUCAAAUUCUCUAUUUCUAAUUCUACAAGGCCUUGGUUCAGCAUCGGGGAGCAGGAUGGGGUCAUCGAGGUGAGCCACCCUUUGGAUCGGGAACUACUGCUGGAUGAAGAUGAAGAGGUGCUCUUGGAGGUCACGGCCACAGAGAUCCAUCUCAACAUCUAUGGGCAAGAGGCAAAGGCCAAGACCUGGGUCACCAUAAGAGUGACAGAUGUUAACGAUCACUCCCCCCAAUUCUACAACUGCAUCUUGCCGGACUGUGAUUUCUCUGAUGAUAAGGUGGUAUCUACUUUUAGUGGCUAUGUGACUGAACACUCCUUCACCCGAGUGCCCAUUAGUAACCUGUCCAUGGUGGCUUAUGAUCCAGACAAGGGCCUCAAUGGUACUUUCCUGCUAUCCCUGUCUGGCCCUGAUCACAUGGCUUUUGCUGUGUCCCCUGAAAAGGUAGUGAACACAGGAGAGGUACAAGUGUUGGUCUGGCAGCCUAACCUUGUGGAUUUUGAGCGGAAGCAGAUAAUGGAAGUAGAGGUCAUAGCCAAUGACUCUGGCAACGGCGUGGUCUCCACUGCUAAGGUAACCAUCCAUGUGGAAGAUAUUAAUGACCACGCACCUCAGUUCAACAAGAGCCAGUACAUUCUAUAUGUAUAUGAGCACUGCCCAGAUGGCACCGUGGUUACCAACGACAUCAAGGCCACAGACCCUGAUACUGACUUCCGAGGACGCAUCACCUACCAACUUAUCUCAGGGAACAGUGCGGAUAUCUUUCAGGUCAACUCCAGCUCUGGAGAGAUAACAGUGAAAAAUGGCACCCUACUGGACCGGGAACUGCAAUCUGUCUACUACCUCACACUGCUGGCCACAGAUGGAGGUGACCUGACGGGCUCCACCCUCCUGCAGAUCAUCGUGCUGGACAUCAAUGACAAGGCCCCUGUUGUCACUGGUUCCUACAACAUCUUUGUCAAAGAGAUGAUGGACAAUGUCUCAGUGACCAUCCAGGCCUAUGACAAUGAUGAACCUGGCACUAAUAACAGUGAGAUCCGUUUUAAGCUCCUGCCUGGGCCAUAUAGUAACAACUUCACCUUGGACUCAGUCAGUGGAUUACUGAAGAACCAGGGGCCCCUGGACCGUGAAGCCAUUGACCCCGACCUGUCGGGAAAGAUCGUACUGAUGGUGUUUGUCUAUGAUCUAGGAGUUCCCUCGCUCAACACCACAGUCAAUGUUACCAUCAACGUAGAGGACAUCAAUGACAACAUGCCUGCGUUUGUUCAAAAUACUUAUGAAUUCUAUGUAAAGGAAAGACUGAAGGGUGCAUACUUGGGCUUUGUGGAGACCUGGGAUGCCGACCAGACAGAUGUCAACAGCCGCGUCACCUUCACUCUGACUGGGGAUGGAGCCAGCAACUUUGAGAUCCGUUCCACGUUCCGGGGCUCAGGCUGGAGUCGUGGGAAUGUGUUCCUGGUCCCAGAUGUGAGUCUAGACUACGAGAGGCCACCCAGCAACUUCACAUUGCUUAUGCUGGCACAGAACAUGGCUGAAUCGGAAGGGAUAGGGUCUGCCACAGUGCUGGUGAUUACGGAGGAUGUGAAUGAUGAGGCCCCGACCAUCUUAGCAUCCUCUUUGGAGGAGGUCAAAGUGUUUGAGCACCAAGGCAAAAAGGAUGAGCUUGUGACCUGGGUUGUGGCCCAAGAUCCUGACACGAACGCCUCACUGGAAAUCCGCCUUCAGGACAUAGGCUGCUUCAAGAGGGAGGUUAACAUGGGUACUGUGUGCCAAGAUUGGUUUAGCUUGGUCCCCAACGGUAGUGUCUAUAUCAACGACAGCUUGGCCAUCGAUUAUGAAGUCUGUGACCUCGUCAGAUUACUCCUACAGGCCUGGGAUCUCCAUACAGCUGAGGGUUUCCCUGCCAGCAGCCCUAAUGAGACUCUACCCAUUGCCAUCUUGGAUGUGAAUGACCAUCCACCCCAAUUCCUGCCUUUGAAUGAGACAUUUGUGAUCAUACCAGAAAUUCUUUCUCCGAAUCAGCAGGUGGCUUCUGUGAAGGCCAAAGAUGAGGAUGAUGGGGUCAAUGCGGUCCUUUCCUUCUUCAUUGACUGGGUGGAAUUCAUCUCUAAGGAUGGCUCCAGAAUCCCCUCUGAAGGCCUAUUCCGGAUCAAGUCUUCAUCUGAAGGCGACAUAUACACAGGCAGCAUAGAGGUGGUGACUUCCCUUGACAGUUCCCUCCAGGGAACCUACCAGCUAACAAUCAGGGCCCAGGAUAACCCGAUUGAGAACUCCCCUCUGACAGUGAAUACCUCCCUGAAUCUCUUCACUGUGGACCAGAGCCAUCGUCUACGGCUUCAGUUCUCAUCAGGAGCAGCAGAAGUGGGAAGCAAUGCUAAUAUGAUCAGAGCUGCCCUGAUGGAAGCGACGAGGACCACGGUCUACAUUGUGAGCAUUAAGGACACUGAAGUCUCAACCGCCAGAGCUAAGGGCUUAUCUUAUAUGGAUGCCUACUUUGUAUACCCCAAUGGAACAGCCUUGAACCUCAAUGAACUCAACCUAUUAAUCCGUGGUGACCAGGAGGUGUUAGCGAUACUGCUACAACUUGGGCUGGUGGUGAUUGGCUCUGGGGAGGAGGUAAAGCAGGACAAGGAGACAGAACUCCUCAACAUCAUUGCUGGCCUAGGGUGUGCCUUGGUACUUUUGAUCAUCAUCAUGACCGUGUCAUUGGUGUGCACCAAGAAGAGCUACAAAAGGAAACUUAGAGCCGUGAAGGCUGCUAAAGAGGCUAAGAAGACAAGCCCUGGAUUCAACCUGCAGGGUCCUGUAAUCCCUGGGACAAACCUGUUUAAUUCAGAGAAAGCCAACCCCAUGCUCAAUCUCUCUUCGAUGGAUCUGGGCUUUGAAUCUCUUUCCUCCCAUAAUGAAGAUGAUGUUGCCAGCAUCAACUCCCUGGAUGAGAACAAGGUGGAUACAGAUGUGGACAUGAUCAUCGACAAUGACCUAGGGAAGAAGCACAAGGAGAAACCAGAGUUGACAGCUGGUGAGCCGCUGACCAUGGUGCUGAAGGAAGGAAAGGGCAAAAAUCAAGAAAAGGACAAGAGGGUGCUGAAAUUGGGCGAAUUCAACAUGGCUCUGGAUACCACUGACAUCUGAUCCUGCCUACACCAAAUGCCACCCUCCUACCCCACUCCUGAGGUCACCCCCUCUCUCAUUCCUCCUCUCAGAACACAUAGCAUGAGCCCUGACCUGUUGAUGAUGUAUGUGACAAUCUGUGAGUCCUGACCCAUCUGCUUUUGGGAUGAGACUCAGUGCUUCACUGCUAUGUCUCUCAUUCAUCUCACCUGCAUGUGCUUCAGGCCUGGUGGCUGGC
Vombatus ursinus (common wombat) is the source of this 4208-nucleotide messenger RNA. It is a transcript of the gene CDHR2, whose product is annotated as cadherin related family member 2. Lineage: Eukaryota; Metazoa; Chordata; Mammalia; Diprotodontia; Vombatidae. The record is from RefSeq and is a predicted model, not a curated record. The coding region runs from base 53 to 3991 and encodes 1312 amino acids. The transcript has 32 exons. Gene Ontology annotation, biological process: homophilic cell-cell adhesion. Gene Ontology annotation, molecular function: calcium ion binding. Gene Ontology annotation, cellular component: plasma membrane.